Messenger RNA from Mercenaria mercenaria, 3654 nucleotides. RefSeq lists its product as uncharacterized. The record is from RefSeq and is a predicted model, not a curated record. The coding region runs from base 165 to 2000 and encodes 611 amino acids. NCBI's taxonomy places the organism in Eukaryota, Metazoa, Mollusca, Bivalvia, Venerida, Veneridae. The transcript is spliced from 6 exons.
GCGCAUGCGUAGAUAAAUCUGAAAAUCUGGAAAUUCCCGAAGUUUUUACCAAAAACUGCAGUCUAUUACUUUUUAAAGCUGUCAAUACUUUACAAGAAUAAGAGGAAAGGUUGUAAGAGUGGACAAGCACUUUUACAAGAACAUUGGUUGACGACAAUGAAGAUAUGAGUGAAGGGUCUAACCAGGUUUUUGGAGAGAAGAUGGCUAUACCAGAAGGAGGUGUGGAAGAAAUGGAUGUUUCACCCCAUACAGAUGACAGCCCAGGUUAUGUAAACCUUAAAAUGAAAGGACCAGGGAGACCAAUAAAUAUACGUUCUGAUGAGAAAUUACCAACAUUAAGCCAGAUCAUUAAAGCCAACAAAUCAAGACUGCCUGUAUCAAAUGCACAUUUCCAGAAUCACCUCAUACAAUCUCAGCCUGAAAAUGGAGUAGAGGAGGGAUCAGAAGAAUUCCUGGACAAGAAUACAAGCUGCAGCAUAUUAUUUGACAGUAAUUCACCAGAAAGUGCAGGCAGCAUAGCUUAUAUAGAACCAGAUGAGUACAAAGAGCCAGAACAAAGUGCAGAGAAUGUUUCUGCUAAGAAAAGUGAUCAACUAUACGAAAGUGGAGAGGAAAGGACACAGCUGGAUUCUGGGUUUAACUCCCAGUCCGAGGUGGUUUCCAUAAGUUCAAAUUUUACAUGUGGUAGGUCAGCAAUUCAGGACAGUCCAGCAAAAAUAAGAUACAGGUUAAGCCAAGAGGGCGGUAAGAAAAAAGUUGGCUCACAGAAAAAUGGACCUGGAAAGGAUGAUAACAGCUUAAGGCUUGUACACAGAAAAGCACCAUACCCAAAAUGGAUGAACAUUCCAUUGAGAGAAAUUAUAGAGCAACGAGGUUACUAUGUUGAUAUUGAAGGAAAAAAGCACCUUGUGCAAGUCAAUUUAGUACCAAUAGAGAACGAACCUGAAACAACCCUGCAAAAGGGACUUGGUACAAACUCUGAAAGUGACCCAGAUGUUUUAAAUGAAAUAAUCACAGAUGGAUCAAUUGACAGGCCUCCAGAUGCAAGCCUCAGUCUCAAACAGGGGCAUGACCAAACUUCGGCUGUGUAUCCAGUUGCUAGUACACAGCCGUCUACAAAUACCCUUUACAAUGAUGGCAACAUUUUCCCAAAUUCGGACAACCAGGCAGCAUUGACGGGAAUGGUGUCUGCUCCUGAUAUCUAUGGAAAUGCACCUGACCAGCCUCUAGACUUAACAAUUGUCAAACCAUUAGAUCUAUCAAAGAAGGAAAAAUCAAAUAAUAUUCUUCAAGAAGAUAAUCCUAUUCCAGUGCAGGGAAAUGAAGAAGUGAAUAGUUUUGAACCAAGUGAUAUGGACAGUGCUUCAAUGAACGUGCGAGCAGAAACUGAAUAUCGAAUCAGAUGUCCAUCAGUGGCAAGUAUUUAUGACAGAGAGUCAGAAUUAGGUGAUGAAUCAUAUGACACAGACUUUAUCUCCGAUCAGAGUCAGAAUUAUUCGGAACAAAACAGUUUUUCUGAUGGUAAUUUGCCAAGUCUGUCGAGGCUUACACUAGAAUGUAGCAGUAAGUCACAAAAUUUCGCAAUUCAAGAUUCAUCUGUAAAGCAAGAAAUGGAAAAUACUGUCAGCAGUCAGAGAACAACUCAGAGUGGUCAACAACAUAUUAGAGAUUUAAUUGCCAGUGGACAGGUUAGUCUUCAGCAGCUAGUAGAAUUGUAUUGUCGGAAUCAGCUUCAGAAGUCUGCAAAUGUUCCACUGCACACAUCACACCUGGCUUCAGUCAAACAUGAAGUGAUCCCCACCCAACAGCAACAAUUACAACCGCAUGUAGUCCUUCCCCAGGUUGAUAAUGCUGAAGGUGAACAAGAUAUUCCCACGCCGGCUAUGCCAAAUCUUUGUAGUUUAGAGUUAGCAAAUACUGAAGGCGGUAUGUUUGAGACGGAACAGGAGCGUGUCAGGAACAAUUUAAAAAAGAAGCUAAAGCAGAAACAAAAUAUGUAGGAGUGUUAGAAUUUAGUCCAUAUUGGACUGUUUGUGUAGGAUGGACCUGACUGUGCAUUCAUGUAUUUGUUCAAUUAUAAUAUCUUUGCAGUGACAUUUCCUCUAAAGAAAUGAAACCAUACAGAAUUUGUUCAAUUUCUGGCAUUAAACAGAACAGAAGACAAUAUUUUAUGACACAAAAUUUACUAUAAAAAUGUAACCUGGUAACAUUAAGGUAUAAAAAAAUUGCCACUUAUCCAGUCUAAAAGUGAUUCUUUAUGAGAAAUGUUUAUAAAGACAUAAUUUAUAUCACCAAAGUGCUCACUUGAUAUUUAUUGAAUAUUUUCGCAAAUACAGUGGAACCUGUCUAUAAAGAUCACCCUUUGAAGAGCCAAAAUGUGGUCUUUAUUGGGAGGUGGUCUUUAUUCACAGGUUAAAAUACACAGUUAAUGUUCAAAUGGGAAACAUGACAUGUAGUGUUUAGAACCAGGUGGUCGCUGUUCAUAGGUGGUCUUUAACACGUUUGACUUACUGGAUUUUUAGCUCACCUGUCACAAAGUGACAAGGUGAGCUUUUGUGAUCGCCCAGCGUCCGUCGUCCGUCCGUGAGUGCGUAAACUUUUGCUUGUGACCACUCUAGAGGUCACAUUUUUCAUGGGGUCUUUAUGAAAAUUGGUCAGAAUGUUCACCUUGAUGAUAUCUAGGCCAAGUUCGAAACUGGGUCACGUGCGGUCAAAAACUAGGUCAGUAGGUCUAAAAAUAGAAAAACCUUGUGACCUCUCUAGAGGCCAUAUUUUUCACAAGAUCUUCAUGAAAGUUGGUCUGAAUGUUCACCUUGAUGAUAUCUAGGUCAAGUUCAAACUGGGUCACGUACCGUCAAAAACUAGGUCAGUAGGUCAAAUAAUAGAAAAUCCUUGUGACCUCUCUGGAGGUCAUAUUUUUCACGGGAUCUCCAUGAAAAUUAGUCAGAAUGUUCAUCUUGAUGAUAUCUAGGAAAAGUUCGAAACUGGGUCACGUCCGGUCCAAAACUAGGUCAGUAGGUCAAAUAAUAGAAAAACCUUGUGACCUCUCUAGAGGCCGUAUUUUUCAUUGGAUCUGCAUGAAAAUUGAUCAGAGUGUUCAUCUUGAUGAUAUCUAGAUCAGGUUUGAAACCGGGUCAAUUGCGGUCAAAAACUAGGUCAGUAGGUCAAAUAAUAGAAAAUCCUUGUGACCUCUCUAGAGGUCAUAUUUUUCAUGGGAUCUGCAUGAAAAAUGGUCAGAAUAUUCAUCUUCAUGAUAUUUAGGUCAGGUUCGAAACUGGGUCACAUCCGAUCCAAAACUAGGUCAGUAGGUCAAAUAAUAGAAAAACCUUAUGACCGCUGUAGAGGCCAUAUUUUUCAAGGGAUCUGCAUGAAAAUUGGUCAGAAUGUUCAUCUUGUUGAUAUCUAGGUCAAGUUCGAAAUUCGGUCAACUGCGGUCCAAAACUAGGUCAGUAGGUCUAAAAAUAGAAAAUUCUUGUGACCUCCCUAGAGGCCAUAUUUUUCAUGGGAUCUUCAUGGAAAUUGGUCUGAAUGUUCACCUUGAUGAUAUCUAGGUCAAGUUUGAAACUGGGUCACGUGCGGUGCAAAACUAGGUCAUUAGGUCAAAUAAUAGAAAAACCUUGUGACCUCUCUGGAGGUCAUAUUUUUCAUGGGAUC